Drosophila ficusphila is the source of this 426-nucleotide messenger RNA. RefSeq names its product partner of bursicon (gene Pburs). The transcript is spliced from 2 exons. Gene Ontology annotation, cellular component: bursicon neuropeptide hormone complex; extracellular region. Gene Ontology annotation, molecular function: G protein-coupled receptor binding; neuropeptide hormone activity. The record is from RefSeq and is a predicted model, not a curated record. The coding region runs from base 1 to 426 and encodes 141 amino acids. Gene Ontology annotation, biological process: G protein-coupled receptor signaling pathway. NCBI's taxonomy places the organism in Eukaryota, Metazoa, Arthropoda, Insecta, Diptera, Drosophilidae.
AUGCAUGUCCAGGAAUUGCUUCUCGUUGCUGCGGUUCUAAUGCCCCAAUGCCUCAGGGCAUUGCGAUAUAGCCAAGGAACUGGUGAUGAAAACUGCGAAACCCUCAAGUCCGAGAUCCACUUGAUCAAGGAGGAAUUCGAUGAGCUGGGAAGGAUGCAAAGGACCUGCAAUGCGGACGUUAUUGUGAACAAGUGCGAGGGAUUGUGCAAUAGUCAAGUGCAACCAUCGGUUAUAACGCCAACGGGGUUUCUGAAAGAGUGCUAUUGCUGCCGCGAAAGUUUCCUAAAGGAAAAGGUCAUCACUUUGACCCAUUGCUAUGAUCCUGAUGGCACUCGUUUGACUUCUCCGGAAAUGGGCAGCAUGGAUAUUCGUCUUCGAGAGCCAACUGAAUGCAAGUGCUUCAAGUGCGGAGAUUUUACCCGUUAA